GAUGAUUGUAUGCUUUCUUCCAUCCAGGUCAUUGAUAAAAAUGUAAAACCGUGUAGGGCCAACAAGCAAUCCCUGCGGGACUCCAUUUGAAACACACCCACUUGGUUUAGGAGAUUGUUCCUGGAAGAGAUGGAAAGGAGACCUGAAAGUGGAGAGUGUCUCCUGGCUGGAAUUCCAGGCAAGCCACUUGAGUCAAAUUCAGAUGAUGAUAGUGGUAAUGCAGGCUCAGCGAAAGAGAGAGCUGUAUCAUCGGCUCACAAGGACUUGGGAAAUGCACAGCUUAAUCCUAGCAGAGAAGAACCCAGAAAGAAACUCUGUGGCUAUUUAAAUAAACUUGGGGUCAGGGGGCCAAUCAAGGCCUGGAAGUCUCGUUGGUUCUUUUAUGAUGAAAAUAAAUGUCACUUGCUGUACUGCAGGACAGCUCAAGAUGUUAACCCUUUGGGGAGCAUUGAUCUCUCCAAUGCUGGUUUUGAUUGCAAGGUGGAAGCAGAUGAAGGGGUUUUUGAAAUCCAAACUCCAAGCAGAGUGUUUAUUCUUAAGGCAGUCAGCAGACAGGCCAUGAUGUUCUGGCUGCAGCAGCUGCAGAUGAAGCGUUGGGCGUUUUGCAAUACCCUGACUGGGCUUCCUGUGGACAGCGUCACUGUGGCAGCCCUGCCUGCGAAUGAAUUUCUGCUCAAUGAAAUCAUUCACACUGAAGGUGAGGGGUUCUUUCCCCCUGUGAAAACCCCUACAGACGUGGUAGGUUUAAAGGCAGCCUCUCUGCCCGCUCCCCAGCUGCCUGCUGCCCUCCAAAACAUCUCCCUCAAGCACCCUUGGACUGAAUUACAAAAUACAAUCUACAAUAUCUGUGGCACCAGGCAGCUCCCGGGGAAUGGCAGGAACAUCUCUGGUGUUGAGGGAUUCCCGGAGCACCCUGGGACUCUGGCGGCGGAACAAGAGGUGGAAGGGGAGGCAGAAUGUUCAGUCAGAGAGAAGGCCCGAGAGGACACGCAGGCUGGGCCCAGGUCACACUUGCCUAGGAAAGCCAAGUGGCUGAACAGCGGUUUCCCUGCCUUCGCUGAAGGGUUGGCCCGUGAGAGAAGCUCCCCUGAGAAGGUGGCUGUUCUACAGCAGCAGGUCCUGACGCUCACAGAAGAAAUCAAGUCUCAGAAGGAGCUGGUUACGCUUCUCCACAAGGCUCUGGAGGCUGCGCAGCAGGAGAAGAGAGCAUCCAGCAGGUACCUGACUGCUGCAGAAGAUAAAGACCGGCUAGAGCUGGUGCGGCACAAAGUGAGGCAAAUUGUUGAGCUCAGCAAUCGGGUGGAAGCCCUGGAAACCAACAAGAAGGAGCUGGAGCAGAGCCUGGCUCUGAGGGACAACCGUGUGGAGGAGCUGCAGAAGCACGUGCAGCUCCUGAUGGACAAGAACUAUGCCAAGCAGCAAGUCAUCCUGAAGCUCACAGAGCAGAUUGCCCUGGAUCUCUCUGAGCCCGUGCAAGAGGCUGAUGCUGUUGCUGCAGAUACCUUGCACAAGCAGCAGGAGGAGAUUGAGCAUUUGAAGGAUGACCUAGAUGCCUACAGAACUCAGAACCAGUUCCUCAACUCAGAGAUCCACCAGGUCACAAAGCUCUGGAGAAGCAUUGCCGAGAAGGAGAAAGUCUUGCUGAUGAAGUGUGCCUGCCUGCAAGCCCGCAGCUGCCAGGUGGAGAGCAAAUACCUGAUGAUGUUGCGGAGGCUGCAGGAGGCCUCCCCUGACCUGGCCAGUGGAGAUGCCGAGCUGGUGAAGAGCCUGAUCCAGGAGGCACUGCAGUGGGAUGCGAAGGAGGAAGCAAUGGAGGCUCUUCAGCUGAACCCUGUCAGAGAGUAUGACGACUACGGGUUUAUGACCAUUCCCAAAUACGAGGUUGAGGACUGGAAGCUUCUGGCUAAAAUCCAAGCCCUAGAGAUCAGAUCCAACAACCUGCUGAGCCACAUGGUGGUGGAGAAGCCUCUUCAUGAGAGAUGGGCCGGUAUGGUUGAGUUGAGCCCCUCUGCAGAGCUGAAAGGCUUGAUCCGCUGCGGCAUCCCUAUGGAGCACCGCCAAAGGGUCUGGAAAUGGAUAGUGAGCCAGCACCUGUCCCACCACCGCCUCGCCAACCACUACGAGAGCCUGCUGCGGCAGGGCAAGUGCACGGAGCACCCUGCCUUCCGGCAGAUCGAGCUGGACCUGCCCCGCACCCUGACCAACAACAGGCAUUUCACAUCUCCCACCUCCCAGCUCAUCCCCAAGCUCCGAAGGGUGCUGCUGGCCUUCUCCUGGCAGAAUCCCGCCAUCGGCUACUGCCAGGGGCUAAACAGGUUGGCAGCCAUUGCCCUCCUGGUCCUAGAAGAGGAGGAAAGCGCAUUCUGGUGCCUGGUUCACAUUGUGGAAAACCUGAUGCCGGCGGAUUACUACAGCGACACGUUAAUAGCAUCACAGGUGGAUCAAAGAGUCUUUAAAGACUUCUUGUCAGAAAAGCUCCCCAGGCUUACAGCUCACUUUGAGCAGCACAGGAUUGAUGUCUCACUGAUCACCUUCAACUGGUUCCUGGUGGCCUUCGUAGACAGCCUGGUCAGUGACAUCCUCCUCCGGGUCUGGGACGCCUUCCUGUACGAAGGAACAAAGGUGAUUUUCCGCUAUGCUCUUGCCAUCUUUAAGUAUAACGAAGAGGAGAUUCUGCAGAUCCAUGACAGCCUGGAGGUUUACCAGUACCUUCGCUUUUUCACCCACAUGAUUGGAGAUGGCAGGAAGCUGAUGAGCAUCGCUUUCAGUGACAUGAAUCCCUUCCCAAUGAAGGUGCUGCGGAACCGGCGAGCGACACACCGGGUGGAGCUGGAGGCAGAGCUGAGCAAGCUGGAGCGGAUCAAGGCGCAGUACGUGAAAGAGCAAGCAGAGCAGGUGACCUGGUGCCUGGAUGGAGCCGUUAGCGAGGAGGAGGAGGAGAUGUAGCCAGAGAAGUGGCUGCUGUCCUGCGCCUGAAUCCCUGGUCCUGGAGCUCUGCAAUAGCAUCGCUCUCCUUUCUAAGAGAGAUGGAAAAUCCUGAGGCGAGCAGGGCCAGCGGAGAGGGUAGGCACAGUGCUUCUGAGGAGCUCAGCUGGGAGGACUGUGUCCUGCCCAGACCUGCUGGCUCACCGUCCACCCAGCACACAGCGGUGGAGAUGCAAGAAAGAUUCUUGGAAAGAUCCUGUCUCGCUCUCUCUGAACCAUCCCGUCCAUUCCUCCCCACCGUCUUGCUGCAGCUGCACGAGACAGGGUGCCCAACCUAUAGUCUGUGGGCUGUACAUAAGGCGCACAGCCUGCUUCAACACAAAAUACUAACAGCCAAUUCAUUAGCAUUUGGUCACGUUUAUAUCAUUUUAGUUUAGUUAUGAGUUCUGUAUGUUUUUUUUCUGUUUUCUAUAAUUCCGAUACACGUUUUAUGCACUAAUUUCUUUAUUUGUUUUUAAAUAGGUUGCUAUGUAUAGUAUUGUCUAUCUAAACACAUAUGAAACAGAAUCUCUCUGGCCCAUUCCAGGUUGUGCUUAGGUUUAUGUGGCCUUCCUGUGUAAUAAGGUUGGGAAACCAAGUGUCGCAGGAUGCUUGUUGAUUGAUCACAGGUGACUUUAAUUGUGUGCACCAUAUUGGAGGCUGGUGAGGCGCAUGUGAUCCAGAAAGCCUUCCAAUGUCUUUGAGUAUGCUCUGCUGGCAAUUUAAAGGGUGUGUGUGUAUAAUCAUAGCAAGUAUUAAGACAAAAGCACUCGCUUGAGAGUUAGUGUGUGAAGCCCCUGAAUUAGUGAAGGAGAGAGACCUGAUGGAACUCUUGAAGCUACCAUAGCAUCUUUCUGCAGCUAGUUUGCCAGGAGGUCACAUUUGAUGUUCAAGCAUGCUCGGGGUUAACCCAAUGAAACUAUGUUCCCUGGGGCUGUGCACUGAUAAUUCUACUAUGUCUUUUCUGAGAUGGGAUGACCAGAACUGAAGUUACUAUUCAAGGUGUAGCCAUACCCUGGAUUUAUAGGGUAGCAUUAUGAUUAUUUUCUAUCUUAUUAUCUCCCUGGCCUAAUGGUUCCUAAUAUUCUGUUUGCUUUUUUGACUGUUGCUGCACGUUGAGUGGAUGUUUUCAGAGAACUAUCCACAAUGACUCCAAGAUCUCUUUUUUGAGUGGUAACAGCUAAUUUAGACUCCAUCAUUUUGCAUGGGAGUAAGGACUGCAGGAUCAGGUCUUUAAAUAGCUCGGACCUUUCUCUCACUCUCCCUCCUCCACAUCUGAUCCCUGUUGCUGUAUACCCAGAGAGCUGCUGAAACCUAGCAGGGCAGGGAAGGUAUAGUGAGCCCAGGGGCAAACACUGGCUGAACAGAGGUGGGGUGCAAGGUCUACCCUUUACAAGCCCCUUUGGGACACACACAGCUCCAAAGGGGCUGGGUUGGUGACUGGACCAUGGUGCUGCUCCCUCCACCCCAGCCCAUAAGGGGAAGCAGACUCCACCGUCCCCACAGCACAGUCCCUCCCAAGAUCCCCUCUGGCUGUGGGGCUCCACACUGGCCCUUAUCCAGGGCUGAGCUAGCCCAGCCCAGAGAGGGGCUUGACCAGAUUAGGGGCCAACACACAUUUUCAAUAAAGCCAUUUCUCCCCAGGGUUUGGCAAAAGCCCUGCUCCAAAGGGGUGAAUCUGAUGUUGGGUAACAGCGAAACCCCUCCAACCCAGCAUCUGGCCAGCCUGAGCUAAGGCAUCCCCCAGAAUGAGGUUCCCGGCUUCACCCCCUAUGGUAUCCCAGCAGGUGCUGCACCUGAGACUGGCGUUCCUAGAAUGGUGGCUGUGAUAUCAGCCUCAGGCUCUGGAACCAUGGCCUCAGCAGGUCAUACAGAGAGACAGGCAGAGAUCCACGAGUUGGCCUUCGCCACUGAGGUUCAGUUCAGUGACUUGCCCAAGGUCACCCAGCAAGAUAGUGGCAGAACUAGAACUCAGGUCUCCUGCGUUCCCAGCCGGUGCUCCAGCCAAUAGGCUACACUUGAGUGUGGAGAGAGGAGAUGGCUUUUUUACACCUCAGACUUAUCAAAGGAUGUGAUUUUUGAAAAAGGAAAAUAAUAUGUCAAAAAGAAAAGGAGUACUUGUGGCACCUUAGAGACUAACAAAUUUAUUUGAGCAUAAGCUUUCGUGAGCUACAGCUCACUUCAUCGGAUGAAAAU
Dermochelys coriacea (leatherback sea turtle) is the source of this 5160-nucleotide messenger RNA. It is a transcript of the gene TBC1D2, whose product is annotated as TBC1 domain family member 2. Lineage: Eukaryota; Metazoa; Chordata; Testudines; Dermochelyidae. The record is from RefSeq and is a predicted model, not a curated record. The coding region runs from base 130 to 2946 and encodes 938 amino acids. The transcript is spliced from 14 exons.